Molecule: messenger RNA, 1488 nt
Organism: Alternaria burnsii
Lineage: Eukaryota; Fungi; Ascomycota; Dothideomycetes; Pleosporales; Pleosporaceae
Product: histone acetyltransferase myst2
Exons: 4
Coding region: 1-1488 (495 amino acids)
Source: RefSeq, a predicted model, not a curated record
AUGGCGCCGUCGUAUCGGUUUGCGAAUGCCUGGGAGUUCUCCCCACCAUUCGAGGAUGAAGCCGAGCCAGUUCGCGCUGUCAAGAUCGCCCAACGGUGUCCCCAAUCAUCCGACGAGGAGGAGGAUUAUGAGGGCGACGAUGACGCGAGAGAUUCAUCCGACGCCAAGUCCAGCAACAGCGACGAGUUAAGCAACGCUGAUUCUGAAGAGGAGAACCAAUGGCAGGCGAGCGAAGAUGGUGAAGAGGACGUCCUUCGCAAGCCGUCUGCGAAACAACAGAUCGAAACCGCCCGACUCGACCGAGAGAGAAUCCGUCGCAUUGCUAAAGCUUUACCCGAUAGGCUCCCUCGAGAAUUGCGAGAUAAGAUCUAUAGACAUCUUGUUAGCGACCCCGAAAUGAGGACGAAAAGGCGUCAGUUCAAGGGUAUUAGUGAAGUAUCAGACAAGCAGUUCGUCAACGCAGAGUACAAGAUCUUUUGCCCGUCUUACGUAGGCAUUCAAGUUGCACGCGAAGCAGCAGAAUCCUACUAUGCCACCAACUGUUUUAAAGUCAAAACCGAGGACGCCUUCUUCCACGAAACCCAUGGUCAUAACCCCCGCAAUUACGAUAUGGAAACCUGGUUAGGCUUGCCAUCCUUGUCGGGAUUGCUCCAGAAAGAUUACUUUGGGCUGGGUAUCCUACCAUACAAGUCCAUUCGGCGUCUGUGCAUCCAGAUCCAAGGCCAAGAUUUGAGUCGAGGCAUUUAUCACGACGUUAACAACGUUCGCGCACCAUAUGAUGGUUAUCUCAGGAUAAUUAAAGAAUCUACUGACAGAGAACGGCAGCAACUCGACAAAUUAUACGAGGAUCUUGAGUCUGCGUUCUCGCUCCUGCCCGACAAGGGCAAGCUGGAUAUUCGCGUUUAUAUCGAGCCCAGUGAGCCGCAAGGUUAUCCAAAAGAAAGGAAGAAGCUAGUCAGUGUCAUCGAGGAGAAAAGUUUUGAUAUGCCAUUCUUCUUGAACGUUGAGCGUGAACUUCUCAAUGUACUAGAAGCCAUCAGGAAGCCCAUGUAUGAUCUCAAAUACGCCGGAGCUCAUGUCGCUAUCCGUCGGUACCACCGAUUUUUGGACAAUCAUGGAUGGCUUCGGGACGAUCGUGGAAACUUUUCUGAAAUGGAUGAAUUUCCAUUAUUCGACGUAUUAAUUCAGACCAAAGAAGAGUGGAACAAGGAGAAGGAAGAGCACAUACACCAAUGGGGACGACGAUCCAAAAAAUACCAACCCCACAGGAACUAUAUCGAGCGAAGCAUGAUUAUUGGGCCCGGAAAGUUGUGCGAGGAAGUGUUUCUCAAGAAUCUCCCACAGUUCAGGCAGCGGUGGGGUUAUCAAGAAUACCUGGAUACGCCCAUGUACAUAGGGGAUCUUCCACCAGGAGCGGACCCGAGUUAUUACUCGUGUGACUCGGAAGACUCGGACCAAAACAAGACGAGGCAAAAGAAAAGGGUCUGA